CGUCGAGUUGUACUUACCGGUUAUCCUCUUCAAAACAACUUGAUGGAGUACUGGUGUAUGGUGGACUUUGUGCGCCCAAACUACCUGGGCACCAAGCAGGAGUUCACAAACAUGUUUCAAAGGCCCAUUGAGAAUGGACAAUGUAUCGACAGCACUCGAGAUGAUCGAAAAAUUAUGCAGGGUAGAGCUCAUGUCCUACAUGACUUACUUUCUGGAUUCGUACAACGUCGAUCGCAUGCUGUACUUAAGGCUAGUCUGCCUCCAAAAACGGAAAUCGUAUUGCUCGUCCGCCUAACCCCAUUACAGCGCCGUCUCUAUUCAGCAUUCAUGGCCAGUUUAGGUGCUUCCGGACCGCUUGGUUGGGCCCAAGUAAAUACGCUCAAAACUUAUGCAAUGUGCUGCAAGGUCUCCUAA
Protopolystoma xenopodis is the source of this 414-nucleotide messenger RNA. The record is from the annotation of a GenBank genome assembly. Lineage: Eukaryota; Metazoa; Platyhelminthes; Monogenea; Polystomatidea; Polystomatidae.